This is a messenger RNA of Sitophilus oryzae (rice weevil), 3321 nucleotides long. It is a transcript of the gene WDY, whose product is annotated as WD repeat-containing protein on Y chromosome. Gene Ontology annotation, molecular function: protein binding. The record is from RefSeq and is a predicted model, not a curated record. Lineage: Eukaryota; Metazoa; Arthropoda; Insecta; Coleoptera; Curculionidae. The coding region runs from base 70 to 3252 and encodes 1060 amino acids. The transcript has 17 exons.
GUGACAUAAGUGUUAUUCUUAAACGUUUUAAACUUUUAUAAGAUCAAAGGUGUUACUUAAAAAAUAAAUAUGUCAGAACUCAAUACAUCGAACACACAAGCACGUAAAUAUAAGAUUCCUGGUCUAAAAGAAUUUCGAAAACAGAAAAAAGAUUCGUCCAAAGAGCUUCACCAAAUUCUGGAUGAAACGGAAUUGCUUCAAAUAUACGAGAUAUUCAACCACGAGGAUGGAAGAAGGAUGAACCAAGAACAACUAAAAGAAGUUUUAGCGAAUGUAGCGAAAGUUGAAUAUGCCGAUGAGGUUUUUGAAAGAGAAUAUUUAAGAAUGAAUUCAUCUUGCGACGGUCUUGUAACCUGGAACGAAUUUAUAUCAUAUCUUAUUUUGGGUUUUGAACAGCAAGAGGUUAGUACAGAAUACAAAACCCUAGCCGCUCCCAUACCUACAGGCCCUACUUUAGUAAAAAGCAAUCAUAGACAUACAAUAAAUAGAAUCACUUUUUAUCCUACAGUGAAGCCCGACCGUAGCAGUACAUGGCAUGACGGAAGCAUCAUUACGUGCAGCCAUGACGGUAUCAUUAAUUAUUGGACACUGGAUAUGACACUAGAAAGAACGGUUCAAUCAACUUGCCCAAAUCUAAAAAUUCAGACUACUUGGGUCACGGAUUUGGCUGUGCUACCAGAUGUCAGCGUCAUUUGUACCUCAUCUAGUGAAAGAGAUUUAAGAUUUUAUGAUACAUCAGCUAGAAAAUUCGAAUUGAGAGUAAUAAUCACGUCUUUCGACCAUGCCGUUACUACCAUGUACUACAAAUUCUACGAGGAUGCGGAUAUGGAGUCGAAACUGAUUUUGGGCGAUAUGGGCGGAGGCGUCAAGAUAUUAUUUAUAAAAACUUUCGCCAGAGGUCCCUUUAAAUCGCAACCCGGCAUUCCCUUGCUUCACAUCAGAUGGGAGAAGGUCUUUAAAGGACAUGUUAACAAUUUUAGAGCGUUGGCAUUUCCUCACUUACAUACAGACUAUGUAAGACAAGUUAAUUUCUACCCUACAUUGAACGCUGUGGUAUCCUGUGCACAAUGUCCAAAGGCCGGGUUGCUUAUGACAAGUAUAUCCGAUAAUAACUCCUCAUACACGUACAAAAUCUUGAGUGGAGUAUGGUGUUUUGCAUUGGAAGAAACUAGUCACAUCGUUGGAACAGGAAGUCCCGAUUGCCUGGUGCGCCUAUGGAAUCCCUUCGUCCCUCGUAGACCUACCUGUACAUUUUACGGCCACCACACCGGAAUUGUCCAAAUGGUGAUCCAGGAUCACGGCAAAAAGCUCUACACUUUAUCCAAAGAUAAGUGCAUCAAAAUUUGGGAUAUAUCCCUUCAAUCAUGUCUCCAGACAUAUUUGGAUUUGCCUCCGGAAAGAGCAGAGUUAACUACUCUGUAUAAUCCGGAAUCCAGACAGUGGAUAAUUGGGAGUACCAUGAUAGCGGUGAUUCCCCUUAGUCCGAAACAAAGUAGCGAGCAUACAGAUGGCAGCACGCAUUCCAGUGGCGUGUCGGUGGUUUUGUAUAAUAAAUUAUUUAAGAUAAUUAUAACUUGUGGGUUGGAUAGUUAUAUUAUCGUGUGGAAUCCAUGGGACGGUCGACGUCUGAUGGUUAUCAAAGAAGGCCAUACUAGGAUGUUGCAUGGCGAGAUAAUGAGCGUCGAAAUUACCGCAGCCACAUUUGAUCCAGGAUAUCAAAGAUUAUUAACUGGGGCUCACGAUGGAACCCUUAAAAUAUGGAAUUUCAAUACUGGAACAUGCCUUAGAAAUAUGAACAUAGAAACUUGGUGCGAGGUUCAAUGUGUGAUAUGGGUGAAAAAUAGAAUAUUAGCCAUGGGAUGGAAUAAAAGAGUGACAGAAUUUGCCGACACAGGAGCGGCCGUGGGCCCUGAAGGAGCUUACAGUAAGAAUUGGGACAUGCGACAUUCGGAAGAUAUUAGCGCUGGAGCCGUCAAAGUGCCUGAAUCAUUAGCUACAAGCUCUUAUGUUGGAGAACUACUUCUAUGGCGUUUGGAAACUGGCCAACCGUAUAAGAAAUUUAUCGUGUCCAAUCCGACCGAGCGUAUUAAGAUCCAUUUUACAGUUGAUAAAGUAAGAGACAAGGCGGAUGUGGCAAAGACUUCUAGACAAUCGAUUAUUGACGCCAAAGGAGCACAAGCGGCUGCAAGGGGUAGUAAGGUACAGAGAACGCCAUUGCUACCUCAACAAGAAAACACUCUAUCUGGUGCCAGGGUUAUGAGUCGAAAAGGUCGACUAUCCACCGUGUCCCUGCCCGAGGAAUGCUUUAGCUUGCGCAAGCUGGCCGUGCACUGUAUGCUGUUCCUGAGCGCGAGAAAAAGCGACCCGCAGGUGGGCACGUUGCUGGUGGCCCUGGAGAACGGGGUUAUCCAGGUGUGGAACCAUCACGUGGCCGGUGGGUUCAUCACUUCUUUCUGGGCGGUGCACAAGGCCGGCGACUACAUCAUUUCGAUGACCAGCGACGACAAUAACGAGUUUCUCUUUCUAGGAACGACAGCUGGCUAUAUAAAAACGUGGCUCCUAAAAAAUUACUGCGUGUUACCAGAAGACAUGGAGCAUAUUUGUAUGCCGAAGUACAGACUUAUGUUUCCUUUCAUGUGGGGAGAUAGAUUUGUAGGUCGAGCUCGAAGAAUGAUAGCAAAUCAACCAUUUCCAAUACUGCUCAGUAGCUAUAAAGGUCAUUUUAUGCCCGUCUCUGGUUUGACAUAUAUUGAAGACUGCCAAAUCCUGAUAAGUUGUAGUGCAGAUUUUAGUGCUAGAAUGUGGACAUUAGGUGGCAGAUAUCUCCAAACGAUCGGAACUUUCAAGAAAUGGAAGCUAAUUAAUCCUGAAACUAAAAUUCCCGAUGACUUUGAGUAUUCUAUUCCACCAGACAUAAAGAGAGUUGGAAGUUCGACAACUUUAAGGGUGCUGUGUGGAGGAUCAUUCCCCAAGAGACUCACGAUCAAGCAAUUGCAAAAACAAGCACAGAAGGAUCUUAUCCACAUCGACCACAAUAAAAUCUAUGGAACUCGACUUAGAGAUCCAAUCCUUGGUCAUCAUUAUCAUAUCCCAGAAAGGACUACUAAGCCUAAGGAGAUUAAAUUUGAUACAAGCUUUCGUUAUAUUCCCGUCUAUCAGCAUUUGGUUAUGCCCCAGCCGAAUCCCAUCCAAGUACCGGACAUUCCCGAAAAUAUUAACACUACCGUAUGUGUGGAAGAUGAAGAAAUAUAACCAACAAAACCAAUUAUAUUUAAUAUUUAUUUACAUAAUAUAAUAUAUUUAUUAUUUAUACAAUAAAUA